This is a messenger RNA of Danio aesculapii, 3792 nucleotides long. RefSeq names its product integrin, alpha 11a (gene itga11a). Bases 111 to 3662 code for a protein of 1183 amino acids. Gene Ontology annotation, molecular function: integrin binding. The record is from RefSeq and is a predicted model, not a curated record. Gene Ontology annotation, biological process: cell-cell adhesion; cell-matrix adhesion; cell adhesion mediated by integrin. The transcript is spliced from 30 exons. Gene Ontology annotation, cellular component: integrin complex; external side of plasma membrane. Lineage: Eukaryota; Metazoa; Chordata; Actinopteri; Cypriniformes; Danionidae.
UCAGAGCCGGGUCUACAGGAGAGCGCACUGUCAGGAUAUUUCAUCCUUCUGCACACACACACAUACACCAACACACACAUUUUCUUACGUUCUCCCUCUCCAACACACACAUGGAGUACAACUGGAUCCACCUCCUCUGGGUUUUCUGGAGCGUGAUGCCAGGGCUUCAUGACUGUUUCAACAUUGACACCAGAAAUCACAGGAUCAUAAAGGGCCCCAGGCAGACACAGUUUGGCUACACUGUCCAACAACACAUUGCUGGGGGACAGAAAUGGUUACUGGUAGGAGCCCCACUGGAAACAAAUGGACAGCAUCAGACAGGAGACGUGUACAAAUGUCCCUUAAGCAGAAGAUCUGGAGGACCCAGCUGCUCCAAACUCAAUCUUGGAAGGAUAUCGUUGACAAAUGUAUCUGAACGAAAGGAAAGGAUGAGACUUGGAAUGACCCUUUCAUCUAACCCUAAAGACAACAGCUUUGUGGCUUGUGGUCCCCUCUGGUCAUAUGAAUGUGGCAGCUCGUACUACAGCACUGGAAUUUGCUCCAGAGUCAAUGCCAGCUUUAAAUUUUCCCGCACUAUAGCUCCUGCUUUCCAAAGGUGUGAGACAUACAUGGAUAUAGUGAUUGUCUUGGACGGUUCAAAUUCGAUCUACCCCUGGAAUGAGGUGCAAGACUUCCUUAUCAACAUCCUGAGGAAAUUCUACGUUGGACCGGGACAGAUUCAGGUUGGAGUACUGCAGUAUGGAGAAAAGGUGGUGAGCGAGUUUCAGCUGAAUGACUUCCGCUCUGUGGAGGAUGUGGUCAAAGCAGCCCGAAAGAUUGGCCAGAGAGGAGGAGAAGAGACCAACACGGCACUGGGAAUCAAUGUUGCACGCUCAGAGGCCUUUAAACAGGGAGGCAGAAGAGGAGCAAAGAAAGUCAUGAUAGUCAUCACAGAUGGAGAAUCACAUGACAGCGCAGACCUGCAGCAGGUCAUUGAGGAAAGCGAGAAGGACGGCAUCACCCGAUAUGCCAUCGCUGUACUGGGUUACUACAACCGCAGAGGCAUCAACCCUGAAGCUUUCCUAAAUGAGAUUAAGUACAUUGCCAGCGACCCCGAUGAUAAGCAUUUCUUCAACGUGACAGACGAGGCAGCUUUGAAGGACAUCGUGGAUGCUCUAGGAGAGAGGAUCUUCAGUUUAGAGGGGACAAGCAAGAACGGGACAGCAUUUGGUCUCCAGAUGUCUCAAGCCGGCUUUUCCACACACACAGUGGAGGAUGGUAUUUUAGUGGGAGCUGUGGGAGCUUAUGACUGGAACGGCGCUGUGCUAAAGGAGACUCGGCAGGGGAAAGUGGUUCCACCGAAAUCCUCCUAUGAACAAGAGUUCCCAGAAGAACUAAAGAACCAUGGAGCCUACCUGGGUUACACAGUGACGUCUGUGGUGUCUGCUCGCAGUGGCCAGUUAUAUGUAGCAGGGGCUCCUCGCUUUAACCACACAGGCAAAGUCAUCAUCUUCACCCUGAAAAAUACAGGGGAGCUCACUAUAUUGCACUCACUCAAGGGACAGCAGAUCGGCUCUUAUUAUGGCAGUGAGAUUGCUCCAGUGGACAUUGAUAAUGAUGGAGUGACUGAUAACCUGCUGGUGGCUGCACCCAUGUUCUUCAGUGGAGGCUGGGAGAAAGGCAAAGUCUACAUCUACAGAGUCACCGAACAGCCUCGCUUUAUCCUGGAAGGCUCGCUGGAGGUGUUAGAUCAGGGUCAGAAUGCCCGAUUUGGCUCUGCAUUGGCUCCUGUGCCUGAUCUGAACGGGGAUUCAUUUAAUGAUGUGGUGGUGGGAGCUCCGCUGGAAGAUGACCACAAAGGAGCCAUUUACAUCUAUCACAGCCAACGCAACAGAAUACUGAGGAAAUAUAAACAGAGGAUUGGUGCAGUUCAGCUGGGCCCAGGUCUGCAGUACUUUGGUCGUAGCAUUCAUGGGAAGAUGGACAUGAAUGGAGAUGACCUGGUGGAUCUGGCUGUGGGAUCCCUUGGUGCUGCAGUUCUCCUCUGGUCUCAAAGUGUGAUCCGAAUCCAUUCAGUAGUUCGUUUUGAGCCCAGCAAGAUUAACAUAUUCAAUAAAGACUGUCGGAGAGGAGGAAAAGACGUCACCUGCAUGUCAGCUAUUGUUUGUCUGAAUGUCACAGCACGGACUCCUAUCAACCCCUCACAGGAAAUAGCUCUUAGAUACAGUGCUUUCUUUGAGGAGAAGCGCUUCAACCCUCGGGCUGUAUUUGAUGACCCAGAUCGCCAGCAGCCACAAAACCUCACACUGCUUCCUGGAGAGGAGACCUGUGAUCACAUCUACUUCCACGUCAUGGAAACUACAGACUACGCCAGGCCAAUUAUAUUCACUGUAGAGACGGAGCUUUUGGACCUGUAUCAUGGCCCAGUUCUGGAUGAUGGCUGGCCAACGACUGUGAAAACACAGCUUCCCUUUUGGAACGGUUGUGAUGAAGACGACCAUUGUGUUCCAGACUUGGUGUUACAAGCUCAGACUGAUCUAAUGAAUCGCCAGCAGUUCUGUGGGCAGCCGUUUCGAGCUGCCAGUCUCUUAUGUCAGGGUCACACGUCAACAGACCCUUCUGAACGCAUUAUAGAGGGAUCCAGGAGGAAGAUGGUAGUGGAUGUACGUCUAGAAAACAGAGGAGAGAAUGCAUAUGGAGCCAAGCUUAACAUCACUUACACUCAAAAUCUACGCUUCUCCAGCCUUAUAGUGAAGGAUAACUCUGAUAUACAUAUAGACUGCCGUAACGAGAACAAGCGGAAAUAUGAGAAAUCCUGCAACAUCAGUGAACCCUUUAUGAGAGCAAAGUCACAGGUUGUAUUUCGUUUGGAAUUUGAAUUCAGUCACUCGGUGCUGUUGGAUCACGUACAGAUCAUACUGGAGGUUACUAGUGAGGGAGAAGAAGUCAUCCUCUAUGAUAACUUCAAUGACAUUUUCUACAAUCUGAAGUAUGAGGCUGAUCUGCUCUUCACUAGGGAUUUUUACCCGACCCGAUAUGAGCUUAAACCUGACCUCUCUCUAGAGAAAUCAGAUGAUUUCAACCCCCCAUUCAACUUUACCUUUCAGAUCCAGAACCUUGGUUAUUUUCCAAUCCAAGAUUUGCAACUCUACAUUGCAAUCCCUGAGGUCACAAAAAAUGGGAAUCAACUCCUGCAGAUCAGAGAUUUCCAUAUUGACCAGGUAGGGGGAAGUCAGUGUAUCCCCCCUCAGCAUGUGGCUCACAGUCGGGCCUCUCCAGAAGACCUCUCACGAACAUCACGCCUGAACUACACAAACACCUUGGCAGUGCCAGUGCAGUGCACCGUCAAUCUGCCUUCCUACAGAGACGUCAGCGUAAAGAUCGGUGGAUCCCUCCGUACUGAUGCACUGCAUGCGCUGAAGUUCAAAACCCUUGAGCUGGUGACGACAGCCUCAGUGGAGCUGAACCCUUCCAGCCCUAUGUUUCUGCCUGAAGAGAGGCCGGUCAGACAUAUAAUUCUAGAGAUUCGGAAAGAGGAGGAUUACCGUGUUCCCAUCUGGAUUAUCAUAGGCAGCACACUUGGAGGCCUGUUACUCCUCUCUCUCCUCAUUCUGGCACUCUGGAAGGUAAUGAAAGUUGGGGUUUUUCCAAAGACAGAAAAGACGCGAAGAGGCCGAGAAUGAGGUCAAUGGCAAGACGGUGCAGGAGAGAUAACGCAGGCUGCUCAAGAGGGUUCAGACAGGCCUACAUCUCAGGGACAAACCAACAACUAUAUUAGACGUCUCUGAAACAUGGAGAGAGGGAGAAAGACAG